AUGGAAGGGCUGAACAAGCCCCUGCCUCCUUCCCAGUGUGUGGAAAGCUGUCGUCCUGGAUUCAGGAAGGUGGCUCAGGAAGGGAGGCCCAUCUGCUGCUAUGACUGUCAUCCUUGUGCUGAAGGAACCAUCUCCACCACAGAAGAUGCAGAAAAAUGCAACAAAUGUCCAGAAGAUCAAUAUCCAAACAACCAUCGAGAUCACUGUAUAGACAAGAUUGUGACCUUCCUAUCCUAUGAAGAAAAUCUGGGGAUCAUCCUGGCUUCCCUUGCCUUGUUCCUCUCAUUAAUCACAGCCUUUGUCCUGGGAAUCUUCAUUGAAUUCCAAGACACUCCAAUCAUCAAAGCCAACAACCGGGAUCUCUCCUAUAUCCUCCUUGUAUCACUUCUGCUUUCCUUCUUGACCUCCUUCCUCUUCAUUGGCCAGCCAAGGAGAGCCACCUGCCUUCUCCGACAAACAGCCUUCGGCAUCAUUUUCUCACUUGCUGUCUCUUCUGUCUUGGCCAAAACAGUCACGGUGGUGUUAGCCUUCUUGGCCACAAAGCCAGGGAAUAAAGUGCAGAGAUGGCUUGGAAAAAGCUUGGCCAACUCCAUUGUCCUCUCUUGCUCUGGUCUCCAAGUUGUCCUCUGCAGCAUCUGGUUGUGGACCUCUCCCCCCUUCCCUGAGUCUGACAUGAACUUGUUGUACAGAGAGAUCAUCCUGAAAUGCAAUGAAGGUUCUGUCCCCAUGUUUUACGGUGCUCUUGGCUACAUGGGCUUCCUGGCUGCUGUCUGCUUCUUAGUGGCCUUUCUGGCCAGGAACCUCCCCGGGGCCUUCAACGAAGCCAAGCUGAUCACCUUCAGCAUGCUGGUUUUCUGCAGUGUCUGGGUCUCCUUUGUGCCUACUUACCUGAGCACCAAAGGGAAGUACAUGGUGGCUGUGCAGGUCUUCUCCAUCUUGGCUUCCAGUGCUGGCCUUUUGGGUUUCAUCUUUUUCCCCAAAUGCUUUAUUAUUUUCCGAAGACCAGAUCUGAAUACAAAAGAACAU
Molecule: messenger RNA, 1026 nt
Organism: Candoia aspera
Lineage: Eukaryota; Metazoa; Chordata; Lepidosauria; Squamata; Candoiidae
Product: vomeronasal type-2 receptor 26-like
Exons: 3
Biological process (GO): G protein-coupled receptor signaling pathway
Cellular component (GO): plasma membrane
Molecular function (GO): G protein-coupled receptor activity
Source: RefSeq, a predicted model, not a curated record